AUGCAGAAAUCACCUGUGGAUGAUGCAAGCUUCCUCUCCAGAUACUUCUUUUGGUGGACCAACCCUAUUAUGCGAAAGGGUUUUAGGGAGAAAAUAAGACCCUCAGAUGUUUAUCAAGCUCCCACCAACGAUACAGCUGAUGUUCUUGCAGAGCGCCUGGAAAGAGAAUGGGACAGGGAAGUUGCAUCAGCAAAGAAAAAGCCCAGUCUUUUCCGAGCCCUGGCCCGAUGUUUCAUAUGGCCCUUCAUGUUCUUUGGAAUCCUCCUGUAUUUGGGGGAGGCAUCAAAAACAGUGCAGCCUCAACUCCUGGGCCGUAUCAUCGCCUCGUUUGACCCCUUUCACGCACCAGAGCGAUCUCAAGGCUACUUCCUGGCUCUGGGCCUGGGCCUGCUCUUCACUGCCCGUUUCUUACUGCUGCAGCCGGCCGUGUUUGGGCUGCAUCACUUAGGCAUGCAGGUCAGGAUCGCCCUCUUCAGUCUCAUCUAUAAGAAGACGCUGAAGCUGUCCAGUCGGGUCUUAGACAAAAUCAGCACGGGUCAGUUGGUCAGUCUGAUGUCAGCAAACCUGGGCAAAUUUGAUCAGAGUAUGGGUAUGGCCCACUUUGUGUGGAUCUCUCCAUUGCAGUGCAUAUUGUGCGUAGGCCUGGUCUGGGAGCUUAUCGAUGUGAAUGGCUUCUGUGCAUUGGCUGCUAUCUCCCUCCUGGGUAUCAUACAGGCAUGCCUCUCUCAUAAAAUGGCACCUUACAAAGCUCAAAGAGCAGUGCUGACCAAUAAGCGACUGGCUCUGACCUCUGAGAUCAUGGAGAACCUGCACUCAGUGAAGGCCUAUGGAUGGGAGGAGAUAAUGGAGACCAUCAUUAAGAACAUCAGACAGGACGAAAUGAAGCUGACCAGGAAGAUAGGCUCUCUGCGUUACUUCUACAGCUCUGCCUAUUUCUUCUCCGCCAUCUGGGUCAUUGUGGCAGCCAUAGUGCCCUAUGCCCUCAGUCAUGGCACCAUCCUGCGUAGGAUUUUUACCACGCUCUCUUACUGCAUGGUGCUGCGUAUGACUGUCACCCGCCAGCUGCCAGCCUCCAUCCAGAUGUGGUACGACACUAUCAGGCUCAUCUGGAAGAUUGAGGAUUUCCUGAGCAAAGAAGAGUACAAACUGUUGGAGUACGAUCUUAGCAUCAAAGAACUGGAACUUGAGAAUGUAACUGCUUCCUGGGAUGAGGGUAUUGGGGAGCUAUUUGAGAGGAUAAAACAGGAGAAUAAGGCCAAUGGCCAUCCCAAUGGAGACUCAGGACUGUUCUUCACAAACCUGUAUGUGACUCCUGUCCUGAAGAACAUCAGCCUGUAUCUGGAGAAGGGCGAGAUGCUGGCUGUUGCUGGCUCUACAGGAUCAGGAAAGAGCUCUCUGAUCAUGACCAUCCUUGGGGAGCUGGUGCCCUCCUCGGGGAAAAUCCGCCAUAGCGGUCGUAUCUCCUACUCCUCCCAGACUCCAUGGAUAAUGCCCGGCUCUAUCAGAGAUAACAUCCUGUUCGGACUGAGCCACGAUGAGUUCAGAUACACCAAUGUCAUCAAAGCCUGCCAGCUAGAAGAGGACCUCGCAACGCUCCCAGAGAAGGACAAAACUCCGCUAGCGGAGGGAGGGAUGAACCUGAGCGGAGGACAGAAGGCUCGCGUGGCCUUGGCCAGAGCUGUGUACAGAGAUGCUGAUGUCUACCUACUUGAUGCACCUUUCACCCACCUGGACAUUGGGACAGAGAAAGAGAUAUUUGACAGGUGCCUGUGCAAGCUGAUGGCCUCCAAGACACGUAUCGUGGUCACCAGCAAGAUUGACCAUCUUAAGCGUGCUGAUAAGAUCUUGUUACUGCACAACGGUGAGACCUACUUCUACGGCACCUUCACAGAGCUGCAGACAGAGCGGCCUGACUUCACUUCUCUGCUCUUGGGCAUGGAGGCUUACGACAACAUAAACGCAGAGCGUCGCAGCUCCAUCCUCACCGAAACACUACGCCGCGUCUCCGUAGACGAGACUGCCGGGCUUCGACAAGACCGCCCGCCCUUCCGUCAAGCCCCGCCCCCUCCCGUGUCCUCAUACAUGGACGAACGCAAGCCCUCGGUGAUAAUGAACCCCAUGACAGUGGGCGGGCGAAAGGCCUCCCUCAUGGGCAGUGCCAUGGGGGGGUUGGCAGAAGAAGAUGGGGUUGGGAUGGGGGUCGGGGGGGCACUACCUCAGCGUAAGUUCUCGCUGGUGCCUGAGAACGAGCUGGUAGAUGAGUCCUUCAUGGGCAACGACAUGUACCAUAAUCACGGAGUGCACAUGGCAGGCCAACGCCGUCAGUCUGUGCUGGCUUUUAUGACAAACGCACAGGCCCAGGGUCGUCGAGAUCACUUCCAGUCCUCUUUUCGUAGGCGUCUGUCUGUCGUGCCACAUAGCGAGCUGGCCUCUGAGGUAGACAUCUACGCCCGCCGUCUGUCCAAGGACAGUGUCUAUGACAUCGGUGGGGAUAUGGAUGAGGAGCAUAUCGAGGCUUGUUUUGCUGAUGAGCAAAUGGAAGAAGUCUUUGAGACUACAAAGUGGAAUACAUAUGUACGAUAUGUGUCCACCAACAGAAGUCUCAUCUAUGUUCUAAUCUUCGUUCUCAUCAUCUAUGCCAUUGAGGUAAAGAAGCAGUCACAACUGAUCCUGUAUUGGAUCUGGAGAGAGGAACAUCAUUGGUUUGACGAAAAUGCAACAACUUACCCAAACAUGUCAUCGCCAGGGACACACUACGCUGUCAUCGUCACCCCAACCAGCAGCUACUACAUCAUCUACAUCUACGUGGCCACAUCAGAGAGCAUUUUGGCCAUGGGCUUCAUGCGGGGCCUUCCAUUAGUACACACGAUGAUCACCGUCUCCAAGAAACUCCAUGAGAAGAUGUUGAGUGCAGUGCUCAGGGCACCGAUGUCUGUGCUGAACUCUAUGAAGACAGGUAGAAUUAUGAACAGGUUCACCAAGGAUAUGGCCACUAUUGAUGAUAUGCUUCCCCUCCUCAUGUUUGAUCUUGUCCAGUUGUGUCUGGUCGUGGUCGGGUGCAUUUUAGUGGUGUCAAUCAUGCGGCCGUACAUCUUCCUCGCCGCCACACCUCUUGCCAUCAUCUUCGUUGUGAUGAGAAAGUACUUCCUGCGCACGGGUCAGCAGCUGAAGCAGCUAGAGACAGAAGCUCGCAGUCCCAUCUUCUCCCACCUCAUCAUCUCUCUGAAGGGGCUGUGGACAAUACGGGCCUUUGAGCGUCAAACAUACUUUGAGAACCUGUUCCAUAAAGCACUCAAUACACACACAGCCACAUGGUUCCUAUACCUGGCCACCCUGCGCUGGUUCCUCUUCCGUGCCGACAUCAUCUUCGUCUUCUUCUUCACACUGGCUGCCUGGAUUGCCGUGGGAACCAACCAGGAUAAACCGGGAGAGAUUGGCAUCAUUGUGGCUCUGGCUAUGCUCAUUCUGGGGACUUUUCAGUGGUGUGUUAUCACUAGCAUUGCUGUGGAUGGAAUGAUGCGCUCUGUGGACCGGGUCUUCAAAUUCAUUGACCUUCCCUCAGAGGAGCCCAAACCCAAAAAUGGCUCUGGUAAAGGUCACGACCUGGUCAUAGAGAACCCAGACGCCUGGGCCAACUUCGGUUGGCCCAACCGUGGUCAGAUGGACAUCCAGAACCUUACUGUCAAAUAUUCAGAAACAGGACAACCCAUUCUAAAGAAUGUCUUCUUCAGUGUGGAAGGUGGUCAGAAGGUGGGCAUCUUGGGAAGGACUGGCUCAGGGAAAAGUACGCUGUUCAAUGCUCUCCUACGUCUGGCCUCUACAGAGGGAGAGGUCUUGGUUGAUGGCACGUCCUGGAACAACAUGCCCCUGCGAAGGUGGAGGAGCGCGUUUGGAGUUAUCCCUCAGAAAGUCUUCAUUUUCACUGGAAGCUUCCGCAUGAACCUGGACCCCUAUGGUCGCCAUAGUGACGAGGAACUGUGGAGGGUCACAGAGGAGGUGGGAUUGAAGUCCGUCAUUGAGCAGUUCCCCGAUAAACUGGACUUCCACCUGGAAUACGGAGGUUAUGUGCUGAGUUACGGCCACAAACAGCUGAUGUGUCUGGCACGCUCGAUGUUAGGUCGAGCCCGUAUCCUCCUGCUUGAUGAACCCAGCGCCCACCUGGACCCCAUGAGUGCAAAGAUACUGAGGAAGACUCUGAAACAGGCUUUCCCUACAUGCACCAUCCUUUUGUCUGAACACAAACUAGAACCACUGCUGGAGUGCCAGUCCUUUUUGAUGAUAGAACAGGGUCAGGCGAAGAUGUAUGAGUCCAUCCAGAGGUUACUGAACGAGACCAACCUUCUGAAACAGGCCAUGACUCCCGCCGAACGACUCAAGCUCCUCCCACGACGUAACUCCAGCAUGCGCGUCCCUCAGCCCAAACUCAGCUCUGUCACCCUCACACUGGAGGAGGAGGCAGAGGACGAGAUUCACGACACGCGUCUCUGA
Messenger RNA from Chanos chanos (milkfish), 4488 nucleotides. RefSeq names its product CF transmembrane conductance regulator (gene cftr). Gene Ontology annotation, molecular function: ATP hydrolysis activity; ATP binding; ABC-type transporter activity. NCBI's taxonomy places the organism in Eukaryota, Metazoa, Chordata, Actinopteri, Gonorynchiformes, Chanidae. The transcript is spliced from 26 exons. Bases 1 to 4488 code for a protein of 1495 amino acids. The record is from RefSeq and is a predicted model, not a curated record. Gene Ontology annotation, biological process: bicarbonate transport; chloride transmembrane transport. Gene Ontology annotation, cellular component: apical plasma membrane; plasma membrane; cytosol.